Molecule: messenger RNA, 542 nt
Organism: Phoenix dactylifera (date palm)
Lineage: Eukaryota; Viridiplantae; Streptophyta; Magnoliopsida; Arecales; Arecaceae
Source: RefSeq, a predicted model, not a curated record
UCAUUGGCUCCAAGCAAAACUUCAUCUAUAUGGAACGCACCCCCUUGGGCAAGGAGGAAAAGAGCAUCUGGUUGAUGGAAGAGUACUCCAUCCAGAACCUUAGAAGAAGAUGUGGUGAUGCAGCUAUGACGAUGGACCGAAACAAGCUGGAUGACUGGGUUGUUUGCAAGAUUUAUCUGAGGCCGAGUGCUCGCAAAGAAUUGUGUGGUACAGAACUUCCUACAAUGGAAAGCAGAGAGCUGGAGGUGCAAGAAAUAUGGUAUCAACCUUUUGUAUUACCAAUUCAGCAGAUCACUGAAGGAUUUGACCAAGAGGUGGAGUUUUGUUCUUAUAAGUCGCACGAUAGCUCACUACAGUAUCCAUCUCCUGAUGAACUACAAGAGAAUUUUGAAUCACUGCCAGCUGAAAAGAUCCUCCAACAAUUCGCUGAUGCACCUGAUACAAACUCUGAUAUUCUGCAAUUGCCGACUCUUGAUGAGCUAGAAAAGAUUUUUGAACCACCACUGGCUGAUGAGAUUCUCCAAUAAUUCGCUGAUGCACCC